GGUCUAUAAUUUGUCAAAAGAAAUACUGGACGAACCUACAAUAAAAGUAUUGUCGAAAGGCUUAAAUUUUGCUAUAACGCCGCAAAAAAUCCCGUACGAGGAAAUUAUCUGUAGUGUUGAGGAUUGUCUGUUUAAGAAUAAUAUCGGUAAAGAGGAUUUAGAGGCUAUACGUCAAGACAUUUCGUCCUUGUUACGUCGAAGUUCAGCGCCGAAACUAAAUCUUCCGAAAGACGAAUUUAAAGCGUUGUACAACUUACGCAACAGACCCGAGCUCACGAUUCUCCGCGCGGAUAAAGGAAAUGCUACGGUAAUAAUGGACACGUCAGAGUAUAAUUUCAAAAUACAACAACUUUUAUCGGACAAAGCUAGAAGAUAACAACAUGCCUACAGAAUAUGCAGUAUUACUCAAACACUGCCUCACAUCUGGCUAUUUAUUGUGGAAAGAAGAGUUCUACAUGCAAGUAGACGGAGUGGCAAUGGGCUCACCUGUAUCUCCCGUAGUCGCCGACAUAUUCAUGGAGGACUUUGAGGAGAAAGCCCUUCUUACUGCUCCUGUAAAUCCAAGAUUCUACAAGCGGUACGUAGACGAUACUUUCACAAUUUUACCAUCUGACAAAGUAACUGCAUUUUUAAACCACCUUAAUUCCAUAAACCCUAAAAUACAAUUCACAAUGGAGUUAGAGGCAAACAAUACUUUAGCUUUUCUAGAAGUUUUAGUCAUCCGAAAUCCUGAUAACACUAUUGGUCAUACUGUGUACAGAAAAAAUACCCAUACCAACCGAUAUUUAAAUGGUGAAUCUCACCAUCAUCCUUCACAGUUAGCUACCGUGGGAAAAUCUUUGUUUCAGAGAGCACGAGGGAUCUGUGACAGAAAACAUCUGGCCGCCGAGCUUCAGCACGUCGAGCAAGUACUGCAAGACAACAAGCUGCGCGCUACGUCACAGUGACCGAGUGAAGCCAGCCACAGUCGAGCGUGUGCCUGCUGUACUACCCUAUGUCAGAGGAGUCACAGACAAGGUUGGCUACAUCUUGAAGCGAGCUUCCAUUAAAACGUACUUCAAGCCGCUGAAGAAGAUUGGUCAAUUAUUACCAUCCGUCAAGUGUCAUAUCCCUCUACAAGAUGCAGGAGUGUACAAGCUGGAUUGUGAAUGUGGUCUCUCGUACAUAGGACAAACAAAAAGAUCUAUUAAAACCCGCGUUAAAGAACAUAUAGCUGACGUGAAGCACCGACGUAUCGGGAAGUCUGCAGUUUGUGAACAUGUUCAGGAUCGUCCCCGUCAUUACAUUGAUUUGAUAGACCACAAAUCCUCGCAAAAGAACACCGAUUCCUCCCAAGGAUGAUUCGCGAGGCUAUUGAAAUUAAAAAACAUCCUAAUUUCAAUAGAGAAGAUGGAUGGGUGCUGCCAUCUGCUUGGGAUCCCAUAAUUAAUAAAAUCAAAUCCAAACCCAAGUAUACCACUGCUAGACUUCAAGAUACUGUAAGCUCAUUCUGCGUAAAUCGAACCAAAAAUUAAUAUUAAAAAACUGAAAGUAGCCGAGCAGGACGUCAAACAACUCAGUCCCCCGUGACCACGGGUGCUGGAAAGCACCCGAAACGUCGGGAAUAUAAAAAUAAGUUAAUAUACGCGAUAAAAUCCGUAAAAUUAGUUUUAUUUAAAAACUUCGUUAUGGUUACACCAGCACCACCCAUAAUACAGAUAAAGCAUCCAUCAGCAUAAAUACAUAAACGCUGAGUAUGUAGUAAUUUAAGUAGACUGUAAGCAUAGGAUUAAGGAUUGUAAAAGACAAUGGUCUGUGAACACGUAGUUUUUAUUUAGUUUUAAGUCUUAGAUUGUAUUUAGUUUUAAAAAAGCUCUCGGCAGCUCCCGCAACUUGACUACUUUCAACAUAGUUUACCCGGAAGCUUUGCGCUGAAGUAUUUUUGUUCUAUAAGUACUUAAGCCUCAUGUGAACGUGAUCUAAACAAUAUUACCAAUAUAUUAACUUAAUAAUACACAAGGAGUUACACGCCAUCCAAAGCCCAGCGACACUAUAACGUAUAUAGGAAUGACGUCUUAUCAAAAGUUGUUUAGUCUGAUGGGCGUUUCCUGUUGACUUACAAAAAUGAAAGAUCUAGAACGUCUCGAAACGUCUCGCGAAUCACGUUGUUUCCGCGUCCCCGGGCUCUUAAAAUUCAACAUCAGACGUUUUAGAUCUUCGAUUUUGACGACCCCGUUGUCGCUGGCAUAAGCAACAGCAUCCGCAUACGAACUCUCGGGCAGAAGCUAGUAUUGAAUAAAAUAUCCCAUGCCAUACUUUCAUAGUAUAUUAUGCUAAGAAAAUAGCUAAAAUAAACCAAACUAGCUAUUUCAACUUUAGCGAUGCUUCAACUUUCGACGUCUGCUUACCUCAAACAGCUAAAACUAAGUCAGUUGGCCAACUUAGAUAUAAUUUGGCCCCAUUAUAGCUUCGCGUCAAUAAUAAUUCCAAGACUAUUCCAAUUCCCUAUUUUCUACCGACUUAAAAAAGGGGGAGGUGCUCAAUUCGACUGUAUAUUUUUAUGUGUUUUACCUCAUAACGUUUUUCUAGGUGAACCGAUUUCGAUGAUUCUAUUUUAUUUAAAGUUGGUGAUUCUCAUUAGGUCCCAUAUAAAUUUGAUCAAGGUCUGACCAAUAGUUUUUGGGUUAUUCUUUAUAAUUUUAUUCUUUAUAAUUUAUAUUGAAAUCGGUUGUACAACAUUUUAAAAUUUAAAUUAUUUUAUUUAGAAUAUGGAUGACAACGAGCACUCAAUCACACACUGAUGGUAAAUGGACACUGUGGCACCACAGACAUCCACAUUUAAUCUCGAUUAGGAAUCAAAAUGCAGGAGCGUUCACCUCUGAAGGCUAAUGAAAUUCCCCGUAUCCAGUAAAAAAAAUGUCUCCGGUUCCCUACGCUCUCCAUACGAAACACAGCAGCAUUAAGCUGCUAUUUGACGCUGGUCUUCUGUGAAAGCGUGGUCCUUCAGCGUUCGAGCCGGAUCAUUCGUGCUACAACCACAAUAUAGCUGCAGCAUGGGUCUAAUGCACAUACGUAUAUCUGUCAGACUGGAACAUAGCAGUGCAUGCACUACUUUUUGGCAGCAGAAAUAGGUACAAAAGGUACCAACUAUGAUGGACUUUUAGACAAAGGGUCUACUUGCUAGUGAACAGUUAAAUAUUAUUUGCCUACGCCUAUUACCUGACCAUCUCUAUCUGCCCACCGGCACGGUCCCAUGUUGCCCUGGUACUUGUAGGUCUGAUGUUUAUGUGAUACAUAUAGCAAAACAAUAUUAUGCUAGUUGCAAAGCCUGUUCUCCGAGCUUGUGCAAUGUGAUAGUUCAAUAAUGUUACAGCAAUCUGCAACAAUAGACUUGACUGGUCUGGAUGACUCUUUCACUUCAGGAAACACAGUAAGGAUUAAAUGCAGUAAAACCAAAUUGAAGAAGUAUAUAAAAGUUAAUAAAUACAUAAGGAAAGUACAAAAAUUAAUAAGAAAUAAGAUUAAUACCAAAAAUUAUGUUAAUGUAUGUAAAGAAAAGCAAGCAUUUUUAUAUGAACUUAAGUUGUAUUCAAUUGAGGUGGAUAACAUAAAAAAAAUGUUAUGAGACUGAAAUAGAGUGCCUUAAAUCAGAAAUAUUAUCACUUAUUAACUCCCUUCAAACUGUAUCCAAUAAGUUAAUAUAAAUCAGCCCAAAAUAAAAUAAAAGAACACAUAUUGUCUAUGGAUAAUCUGGUAAAGACUUGUAAACAUAAUGAGGAGCAGUUUGACUCCUUAGUGACUCCUCAAUGUGAGUGUCAGCGUUCAAUGCCAGAUUCUUCAGUCAGUAUGUGCUGAUAAUAUUAUACCACCACCAAAACUCUAUGACAGUGCCAUAGCAGAGGAUAUUAAAAUAAGAAAUAACUAAAAUAUUACGAAAAAUAAUAUAAUUGUGUAUAGCGAUGACAUGGGAAAAAUUCUAGGCAUAACUUUAAAUAACUCUUUAAAGGGACAAAAAGUUACAAAUUGCUGCAUGCCUGGAGCAUCUUUUAGUGACAUCCUAAAUAAAAUUAUUGUUACUAAAUUUUGCCCAAAUAGUACAAUAAUAUUUUUUGUUGGUAGAAGAGGCAGUGUAAACAACAAACAGUUAUUAAGAUAUAUUGAACAACUUAAUAACUCAAAUGUACACAAAAUUGUUUUGUUCACACUGCCUUAUUUAUAUACAGGGAUUGCCACAGGAAAAUAAUUUAAGACAUAAUUUAAAUAUACAAAUGCAUAAUUUAAUAUGUAAUAAUAAUUUAAAUUUGACAUAUAAUUGUAAUGAUAAUAAUCAUAAAUUUCAUGUAAUUGACAUAAAUAAUUUAUUAAAAAAAUUUUGGACAAAAGAUAGGUAUUACCUAUCCAAAUAUAAUUUAAGACUGGUAGCAAAUGUACUAUCUUAUUAUUUACUUUUUAACUCAUCCAAGUUUUUGGCUACCAAGACUGCUUUUAUUGAGCAUAAUCAUUUGACAUUUAAUUUGGAAUCAGUUCCAACUAAUUUAAAUUAGUGAAUGUGACAAUAGAGGCAAUCUCUAGCAAUAAUAAGAGUUUAAUUAAUUUUGAAUACAGCCCACAAAUAAGUAAUAAAAUUGUUUACACCUGGUGCAUCAAAAUAUACAAGGCAUGAUGGGCAAAGAAUUGGAAGUUGAAUUGUUUUUAAAUAGUAACAAUAUACACAUCCUUUGUAUUACUGAACAUUGGCUAAAAGAUUAUAAUUUCAUGUUUAAUUUCAGAAAUCACCAGGUGGUCAGUUCCUUUAAUAGAUAAAUAGUUUACGUGAUGGCUCCUUAAUAUUAGCAGAUAAGUCAUUAUUAUAUAAAGAACGUAAGGAUAUUGUGAGCCUCUCUGUAGAGUGAAUUGUAGAAAUGGCUUGUGUCAAGCUCGAGCACUUCAUUGUUGUAAGUGUUUACAGACCCCCAUGUGCUACUUAUGACUAUGUUAAAAGGAUUGUGGAAGAAGUUUUACUCAAACAUAGUAAACAGAACAAGUCUGUUGUAAUAUGUGGAGACUUUAACAUCAAUCUCCUUGAAACUUCUUCCAUUAGUAUUAAGUUUAGCUCAUUGCUUAAAUCGUAUAAUCUUGUUACUUUAUUCUUAGAACCAACACGUAUUGCUGGGCCUAGUGCGACCUGUAUAAAUAACAUUUUUACAGAUGUUAAGCCCUUGCAUAAAUCAAUUAUACAAAAUUUAAGUUCAGAUCACUGUGGACAGUUGGUAUCACUACCUUACAUACAC
Messenger RNA from Parnassius mnemosyne (clouded apollo), 5249 nucleotides. Lineage: Eukaryota; Metazoa; Arthropoda; Insecta; Lepidoptera; Papilionidae. The record is from the annotation of a GenBank genome assembly.